AUGAAGCCUUUACGAACCAUCCUGCAACCUGCCGCCGCAAGACCCUACAUAUGCAACAAUUGCCUCUCCCGCACUCUUUCCCGCAAAUACUCCACCAAUCCUCCCAAGCCACCAACAAAAGGCUACACCCUGCUCCCCACCCGCCGACUCCUCUCUCUCAGCGGCCCCGACGCAACGCAUUUCCUACAAGGCGCAAUAACGGCCAAUGUCUCGUCCUCGACGUCCAAUCCGCGGCUCAAUACCGGGUUCUAUGCUGCGUUCCUGAAUGCGCAGGGUAGGUUGUUGAAUGAUGUUUUUGUGUUUAAGGACAAGAGAGAGGGGGUAGAUGGAUGGUUGGUGGAGGUUGACGGACAGGAGGUGGAGAGGUUGGCGAAGCAUGUGAAGAGAUAUAGGUUGAGGAGCAAGUUUGAGGUUAAGGUGUUAAGCCAGGAGGAGAUGGGAGUAUGGAGUGUGUGGGAUGAGGAGGGAGGGUGGACGGCGCAUUCGUUGGGUGGGGGUGGGGGUGAGGGAACGGGAGAGGGGAGGGAGAUUGGGUGUGAGGAUUUGAGGGCGCCAGGCAUGGGGAGGAGGGUCGUUUUCCCUGCAGGGAAGCGGCCGGAUGUUGAGAUGGAGGAGAGUGAUGAGGAGGCGUAUAGGAUCAGGAGGUAUUUGAAGGGGGUACCGGAAGGGCAGGACGAGCUUAUAAGGGAGCAUGCUCUGCCCCAAGAGAGCUGUGCGGAUUUCAUGGGUGGUAUCGACUAUAGGAAGGGUUGCUAUGUUGGGCAGGAACUAACGAUUCGAACACAUCAUACGGGCGUGGUGAGGAAGAGAGUUCUGCCCGUUAUGAUAUAUGGGAAAGACGAAACUGAGCCAGCUUGGUUAGAAUAUGACCCUGAGAAGGACUACGGGGUUGAGGGAAUUCCAAGAGAUACGAGCAUUGGUCGACUAGAAAAAAGAGGAAGAAGUGCUGGGAAGUUCUUGGCUGGCGUGGGAAACAUCGGACUUGGUCUGUGCAGGUUGGAGACGAUGACUGAUGUACAAGUACAGGGAGCAGCUGGAGGCUACAAGGAAGGAGACGAAUUCAAACUGGAAUGGGAAGCCGAGGGAAGUUCUGAGAUGGUCAAGGUAAAGGCAUUUGUACCUUCCUGGCACCUCAAGCAAUAG
Mollisia scopiformis is the source of this 1143-nucleotide messenger RNA. RefSeq names its product Aminomethyltransferase folate-binding domain-containing protein. The record is from RefSeq and is a predicted model, not a curated record. Lineage: Eukaryota; Fungi; Ascomycota; Leotiomycetes; Helotiales; Mollisiaceae. Gene Ontology annotation, cellular component: mitochondrial matrix. Gene Ontology annotation, molecular function: protein binding. The transcript has a single exon. The coding region runs from base 1 to 1143 and encodes 380 amino acids.